Salpingoeca rosetta is the source of this 1255-nucleotide messenger RNA. RefSeq names its product nicotinate-nucleotide pyrophosphorylase. Gene Ontology annotation, biological process: quinolinate catabolic process; NAD+ biosynthetic process. Gene Ontology annotation, cellular component: cytoplasm. Gene Ontology annotation, molecular function: nicotinate-nucleotide diphosphorylase (carboxylating) activity. The transcript is spliced from 8 exons. The record is from RefSeq and is a predicted model, not a curated record. Bases 84 to 971 code for a protein of 295 amino acids. NCBI's taxonomy places the organism in Eukaryota, Choanoflagellata, Craspedida, Salpingoecidae.
GGACAUCUUAACUUUAUGGAUUUGCUGACACACAACAAGAAGGACAAGAAGCAAGCAAGAGAGGAAGGACGCGAGCGGCCAAUAUGACGACGACGGCAGGGACAAAGGCGUAUGACGGCUUGAUUCCGGAAGGCAGAUUGGACGAGCUCGUGCGGGCAUGGCUGGCAGAGGACGUGCCUUCCUUUGACAUUGGGGGCGCUGUGGUUGGCACGAAACAGGAAACCGCCACCCUCCUCUGCAAGUCCCCGGGUGUCUUGGCUGGCAGGCCAUUCUUUGAUGCCGUCUUCCGCCACCUCGGCUGCAAGGUGACAUGGGAGCGGGAAGAAGGCGAGAUGCUGGCUCCCAGUCCUGGUGAACGCAUCCAAGUCGCAACCGUCCAAGGCGAGGCUCGGAAGAUCUUGCUGGGGGAGCGCGUGGCCCUCAACACGCUGGCACGUGCCUCCGGCAUUGCCACUCGAUCACGCAAGAUGAUCUCGCUCAAGGAGGAAAAGGGCUGGAAGGGCGUCGUGGCUGGAACGCGAAAGACAACCCCAGGGUUUCGCCUGGUAGAGAAGCACGCCAUGCUGGUUGGUGGCGCUGACUGCCACCGCAUGGACCUCUCCUCCAUGGUCAUGCUCAAGGACAACCACAUCUGGAGCCAAGGCUCCAUCCCUGCUGCUGUGAGCAAGGCGCGAGACAUGGCCGGCUUCUCUGUCAAGAUUGAGGUUGAAUGCGGCACUGAGGAGGAGGCCCGCGAAGCCAUCGCUGCUGGUGCGGAUGUGGUGAUGCUGGACAACUUUUCACCAGACGAUCUUGGCUGCGCGGCCGCUCGCAUCAAGGACGACCACCCGCACAUCAUCGUGGAGGGCAGUGGCGGCAUCACCGUCGAGUCCAUCCAGAGCUACAUGCACCCAUCUGUGGAUGUGCUGAGCACUUCGUGGAUCCACCAAGGCACCCCCCACGUCGACUUCUCCCUCAAGAUCAACCACUAGCCGCACACACGCAUGCACACAUGCCCAUGUUCCUUGUCAAUGAAUAUGACUUUGCGUGAUGAUGGUGGUAAUUGUUGUGCGUGACGCGCCACUCCCAUGCGUGCCAAACGCGCUUGCACAGCUUUCCCUUCAUCCUGCUAUGUUGCCCCCAUCCCCCCCCCACCCCCUUCUCUCUCUCUUCUGUCGGGCAUGCACAGUAGGGAUCUGCUUGCUCUCAGUCAAUGACAUUUACGCGAUUGAAACUCGCAUGAACACACGUGCGCGCACAUCGCGCAGGCGGACAG